CGAUUGCGUUGAACCAGAAGCAAAAGGGCGAACGUCGAGCGAAGCAAAAGCAACGUGGUGUGCAUGAGGCAAGCAAGACGGGCAGAAAGACGAAGGACCAGCCUUUCUUGGCUUGGUGUGCCUUGCUGAGAUCUCAACAUCGAUCGCAUUUCCACCCACACCCUCAGCGCCAGCGACGACGACGGUCACGAUACAGCACACAUACACACACUCACACAUACACAGACACAGAUACACGAACACAUACACAGACACACGAACACACACAUUCACAGCAGCAAUGAUGUUCUCUAUCGCAUCCGCAUGCAAGAGUUCUGCUCAGCGGCGGGCAGCCUGCUUGCUCGUUGACGGCAUCACAGCCUCGGCUCGAGCUUGUGUGCGCGCGCAAACCAGUGCCACGGCCCGCAUGCCCACAGCAUGCCGCCACACCUCAGCGGCCGCAGCGAUGGUAGCACCGACCGCGCUGCGUCGCAUGCACACCGCAGCUGCCCUUGGCCAGCAAUCGCAGCCAGCAGUUGAGGAGCCCCACGUGCAACCUUCACAAGACCGCCAGCAGCAGCAGCAACAGCAACAGCAGGAGCAAAAAGCGCAGCCGGCGAAACCGAGCAACAAAGCAGGUCCGCCCUCGUUGGCGCUCAAGGGCAAGAAGAUGGUGUUCCUGGGCAGCGGCAAGAUGGCCGAGGCGAUGAUGGGCGGCAUGCUCAACUCGGGCGCUGUGGAGGCCACACAGGUGACGGCAUGUGACCCCAACGCAACCCGUCGCACCUUCCUCAGCGACCGCUUCCAUAUCUCCGCCACAGCCAACAACGCUGACGCAGCUAAGGGCGCCGACAUUCUCAUCCUCGCCGUCAAGCCGCAGACCAUGGCCAGCGUCUUUGACGGCAUCCGCGACACCAUCUCCAAGGAGUGUCUGGUCGUGUCCAUUGCUGCCGGCUUCACCAUCGGCCAGAUCCGCGAGGGGCUCGGCGUGGAGCGUGUCGUGCGCGCCAUGCCUAACACGCCCGCCCUCAUCAACCAGUCCAUCACCAGCUGGACGUUCACGCCGGAGGUGACGACGGAGCAGCGACGCCAGGCGAAGGAGUUCCUGUCCACCUUUGGCGAGGAGGUCCUGCUCUCCGAUGAACGCAUGCUGGACAUGGCCACCGCCCUCUCCGGCAGCGGGCCCGCCAUGUGCCAGCUCAUGUUUGAGGCCAUGAUCGACGCCGGCGUGCACAUGGGCUUCCCACGCGACACCUCCCGCAAGCUGACGCUGCACACGGUCCGCGGUUCCGUCAACCUCGCCCUGGCCUCUGGCGAGCACCCGUCUGUGCUCAAGAACGACAUCACCUCCCCCGGCGGCACCACGGCGGCUGCGCUGUACGAGCUUGAGCGCGGCGGCAUGCGCACCGUCAUCUCUGACGCGGUGUGGGCGGCCUACCGCCGCUCGCGUGAGCUUGGCGGCCUCGACUCGCGUGUUGGGCCCGGCCGCUCGCACGUGACGCCGCACCUGCAGCUGCCGCGCGAACUGGUGGACAACCUGCAGCAGGCCACGGAGGCCAUCAGCGCCGUCACCGAAGAGAUUGCACACAAGCAGUCGGACUGAUUGCGCAUGCGCGUGUGAUUCCAUGCUGGCGCGCGUGUGUGUGCGCAUGUGUGUGAUUUGUACAGUGCGUGCGCGCAUACCGCGUGCGCGUAUGUGUGGAUGUCUUGAUGUGACUGUGCAAAGGCUGUGCAUAUUUGACGUGUUCAGUGCGUGACAUUGUUGUUGUUGUUGUUCUUAUCUUCAGCAGUUGGUUGUUGUUACAUUACCAUUUUGUUUCUGUCUGUUACGUUACUCCCCUUAAUGAACGAACAAUAUGAGCUGUAAAAACGUUGGCA
Molecule: messenger RNA, 1857 nt
Organism: Salpingoeca rosetta
Lineage: Eukaryota; Choanoflagellata; Craspedida; Salpingoecidae
Product: pyrroline-5-carboxylate reductase
Exons: 1
Coding region: 281-1582 (433 amino acids)
Biological process (GO): L-proline biosynthetic process
Molecular function (GO): pyrroline-5-carboxylate reductase activity
Source: RefSeq, a predicted model, not a curated record